UUCCCCCUUCUCCUCGCCUAAGCCGUAAGCCGUAUAUAAUACCAAGAUGGGUAGCCGCGAGGACGGCGUGAGCCUAGUCGGGCUAGCAUUUCUUGGGCUCAUUCUCUUUCGUCGUAACUUACCACAACAGUCAUUCGUGAUCACUUGAUUACACAGUCUUCCAUUCAUUAGAGAUCUGUGAUCGUUCUUUUCGACAUAUCAUCAUUCUUCACCGCAAACAUGAAGACCUCAACUUUCUUUACCUUAGCCCUCACUGUCGCCGGUGUAUCAGCUGACCUAGUCCCGGCCCAACCCCCAACCAAAGUCAAGCGAGACCUCGCAACUGUAACCUCUGUCGUCUCUCAAGUCUCGGCCGCCAUCGCCAAGCUCGACACCGCCGUCAAGGCCUUCGACGGAUCGGACAUCAGCACCGUACAGACUGACGCUCAGGCCCUCAUAUCGGCCCUCACAUCCGGCGCUUCCUCUCUCAGCAGCAGCGGUUCCAUCUCCUUAACAGAUGCCGUGGGCCUCGAGAGCGUAGUAACCCCUCUAGGGACCGCGGCCGAGACCCUCGUCGAAGACGUCGUGGCCAAGAAGGAUCAGUUCGAGCAAGCUGCCGCAUGCUCUGUCAUCGGCAACGAGAUCUCGAGCGCUGGGACCGCGGCGAAGACUCUUGUAGAUGGAGUCGUGUCCCAGGUCCCGGAGGCGGUGCAGAGUAUUGCGGAGGCGGCCGCGAAUAAAAUCGUGGAUACCUUGACGAGCUUGGUGUCACAGUUCUCUUCUGAUAACUGCGUAAACUCGGGAGGCUCUGCAAGCAGCGCUGCUGCUGCCGCUGCUUCGUCCAAUGCUACCGCGGUUGCUAUCCAGGACAGCUCUUCUUAUGUAGUCGUCGCUUCAACUACUGCUAAGGAGGUUGCCACCGACAGUGCAGUCACUGUAACCGUUACGGCGCCGUGUGCGUGCGCCGCGUCCAGUUCAUCGGCCGCUGUUGUCUUCACUUCUAGCACUCCGACCCCGAUCUUCCCAGCGAACUCGACGACCGUCUUCCCUACCGGCACCGGCGCGGUAACCACCCCGGCAUCCGCAACCCAGUCCAUCGUUACUGCCGGCGCUGUCGCUCACGGUGCGGUAUCAGGCUCGAUGGGAUUCGUUGCUGCUAUCGCUGCUGUUCUAUUCAUGUGAUUCCAAAUAUACCCAACUUGUUUUCUUUCUUGUUAAGUGGUUGUUAUGGUUAUGAUUAGUAGGGAACGAAUGAUGGUCUGCGUAUAUCAUGAGCACCUAAUGCUGGAUCUUUCAACCUGCGCGUCGGGGCUGGCGUACCCGCUGGUGUACAUGUGUCGAUCCUUGUGUAUAGCGAAUAGAAGAAGCUGUAUAUAUGAUGUCUGAGAGUGACUAGUCUUUGUCGAAAGUGAUUUCCUUUUGUGAUUUGAGAGAAUGAUGUAAUUUCAGGCGACAUUAACCUGCGAUUUUUUGAGAUUGGUAGUUGGUAAUACUCACAUACGUAGGUAGAUGAUCUCGGCCUAACGUUCUGGACUUGAUCCUUAAAUCCACAUUCCACUUCCCGUAAGAUCACGGGAUCUGGGGGGAUAGAUAAUAAAUAUUGUA
Molecule: messenger RNA, 1584 nt
Organism: Annulohypoxylon truncatum
Lineage: Eukaryota; Fungi; Ascomycota; Sordariomycetes; Xylariales; Hypoxylaceae
Product: hydrophobic surface binding protein A-domain-containing protein
Exons: 1
Coding region: 220-1161 (313 amino acids)
Cellular component (GO): extracellular region
Source: RefSeq, a predicted model, not a curated record